GUGGGCUUACACUCCAGCACAAAGAGGAAGCCCCCACCUUUAAAUAGGUCCGCUUCCACACCGCGCACAGACGGCGCCUCCGAAGGCUUCAUGACAAUGACCUGCAUCCACAUCCUCGCCGGUGUCCUCAUCCUCAGCGCUUUGGCGGAAUCAGCCGUCGUGGACCGCUGGGAGUACCGCGAGUUCAACGAGACUGGCGAGGACCUUCAGGAGCUGGAGGCUCUGCUGAAGGAGGAGCUUCCUGGGCUUUGCUGGGCUUGCAAAUGGAUCGUAGAGAAAGCGAAGAGCCUCAUACGGGACAAUAGAACACAGGCUCAUGUGAAAAAUGUGCUGAGACGAGUGUGUGACCAAAUCGGGUUUUUAAAGAGCAUGUGCAAAAGUUUCCUUGGCAAAGUGGUUGAUAUACUGGUGGAGGAGCUGUCGACUUCGGAUAGCAACCAACAGAUCUGCUUUAACCUCAAAGCCUGCAAGUAACCUGCGGAAGCCUUCCUGAGGCGCUUUUUAAGGCAAGACACCGCUGCCAUCAUCUAUGCAAAAUGUAAUGCAAAAUGGAAAAAAAUAAAAGCAGCAUUUUAAAAGAGAAA
Molecule: messenger RNA, 584 nt
Organism: Brienomyrus brachyistius
Lineage: Eukaryota; Metazoa; Chordata; Actinopteri; Osteoglossiformes; Mormyridae
Product: antimicrobial peptide NK-lysin-like
Exons: 5
Coding region: 91-474 (127 amino acids)
Biological process (GO): defense response to bacterium; lipid metabolic process
Source: RefSeq, a predicted model, not a curated record